Trichoderma citrinoviride is the source of this 1332-nucleotide messenger RNA. RefSeq names its product FAD/NAD(P)-binding domain-containing protein. The record is from RefSeq and is a predicted model, not a curated record. Gene Ontology annotation, molecular function: FAD binding. Bases 1 to 1332 code for a protein of 443 amino acids. NCBI's taxonomy places the organism in Eukaryota, Fungi, Ascomycota, Sordariomycetes, Hypocreales, Hypocreaceae. The transcript is spliced from 3 exons.
AUGAUAGCCACUGAGUUCAAAGUAAUCAUAGUUGGCGGCGGCCCUAUAGGAAUAACCGCCGCGCACGCUCUGCACAAGGCAGGCAUACCUUUCGUCGUCCUUGAACGCAGCAGCACAGUCGCCAGGGAUGUCGGAGCCAGCUUGGUUAUAGCGCCGCCCAGCUUGCGAGUUCUUCACCAAGUUGGCCUGUUAAACAGGCUGCGAGGCCUUGGCUCAGAACUAGUUCUUCGAUAUUCCUUCACACAGGACGGUUACAAAUUCAAGGCCUGCAAGGCGUUUGACGAAUGCAAAAAGAACUUCGGCACCCGUCCGCUCGUCUUUCACCGAGCAGAGCUUGUGCAGUCUCUCUACGACCAGCUACCCGCAGAGAUCAAGUCCCGGGUUCUACUAGGCAAAAAGGUCACCGAUAUCCAGUCGACAGAAAACGACGUCAAAGUCUUAUGCAGUGACGGCAGUCAAUAUGAGGGGAGCAUGGUGAUUGGCGCAGACGGCGUGCACAGCAGAACACGACAGAUCAUGAGAUUGCUCGCGUUAGAAGCCGAUUGCCAUGUCCAAUGGGAUUCAGAAACGCCAUUCACAUCGUCGUAUAGAUGCCUGUGGGCGAGCUUCAAGAGACCAAUCGAGCCAGGAGCAGCAUUUGAGACGCAGGGCAAGGACAGGUCCGUCAUGUUUGUGACCGGUAAGGAGCGUGGAUGGAUAUUCCUGUACGAAAAGCUUCCAAAGCCAACAACAGCACGAACGUCCUACAGCGAAAAAGACAUUGAGGCGAUGGCGGACAGGUUUGCCGACUACCCCAUCACGGACAGCCUCAGAGUGAAGCAUGUCCUCGCCGAUAGAAUGACAAGCGGCAUGUCGGAUCUGCAGGAGGGCAUCUGCAACAACUGGGGCUGGGGCCGGAUCGCACUUGUGGGCGAUGCCAUCCACAAAGUUUGUCCCAACGCGGGCUUGGGGUAUCAAAGCGGAAUUCAAGAUGUUGUGUCGUUGGUCAACAACUUACGACAGUUGCUUGCGUCUCCGGGGGCCUCGAGGAAUCCCAGCGUCGCUGAGUUGGAAGCCAUGUAUACGAGCUAUCGAGCUCAGAGAUGGGAUGACCUGGCAAUCGAUGCCUCUGUAUCUGCGCAUGCGACGCGGAUACAGGCCUGGGCCAGCUGGUGGUACUACGUCUUGGGCCGCUAUUUGACAGUUCCGAGCUUUGUGGACUAUAUCAUUGCUAACUGGGUGCAGGCGCCCGUCUGGAGAAAACGGUUGGCCUUUGACUUUUUGGACGCGGAAGAGCCGUUUGUUGGACGAGUCGCCUGGCUGCAUCCGCUGAAGAACAUGUACGUGAAAUAG